AUGAGUUCCACUUAUGCUGAUGCACUCUGGCCCUUGAUCCCUGAAAACAUCUCGACUACAGCUGCACCCGUCAUUAGCAACGCCAAAGCCAUCGCAUGCGACGUGUCCUCAUUCUGGUCCAAUAAAUUGUAUCACCACCUAUUUGGUCCUUCGAAUCCAAAAGCGUAUUACAAUCAUCUUUUGCAAGUGGCGACCAACUAUGAGCAGUGGGCUGAAGCAGCUUCUUUGCUGGAUGAUCUUGAAGGUCUUGAUGCCUGGAAGCAGGAUCCACGUUCUCCAGACUAUGAUUGGGAAUUGGUUCAGACUCGACUUCAUCAAUUACAACGCGUUCGUGAGACCACACAGAGUCAAUCAGCCAUGAUCUUCGCCUUGCGUACAAGCCUGGGUAGAAACUUAGGAGAUAUUGGCAAUCCAAAGCUCUACUCGCAUACGCGGAUUGGGACCAAGGCAUUGAUAUCAUCGUACAUUGAAGAGGUGGUCCGACAACUCAAUUGGAUAUGUGAUGAGCCUUCGCCUGAAUUAGGCUUGAGAGCAAAACACGAGUUUUUCAUGACGAUUCGACAAAGCUUUGGACGCACGGCCUUACUUCUCAGUGGUGGUGGUACUCUAGGCUUGAAUCAUCUAGGUGUAUUGAAAUGCUUGCACAGUGCUCGUCUGUUACCACGUAUCAUAUCAGGUGCUUCAAGUGGGAGUAUCAUGGCAGCAAUGUUAUGCACUAAAACGGAUGAAGAGAUUCCUCACUUGUUCAAUCCAGCCGGUAUCCAAUUGGAUGUAUUCGAGAGGAAAGGCCAACCGGAUACGCCGAUCAUGCGUAUUCAUCGAUUAUUAUCCAAAGGUCAAUUAUAUGAUGCCGAAAUCCUGCAAGAUGCCAUGCGAAGCAACUUGGGUGACAUCACGUUUCAAGAAGCCUUCAACAGAACAAGAUGGAUUCUCAACAUCACUGUGAGCUCAUCCACAGUAUAUGACAUGCCGCGUCUGCUAAACUAUUUAACCGCACCGGAUGUGCUUAUCUGGUCAGCAGUUGCAGUCUCCUGCUCUGUGCCCGUUUUUUACGGGUCAUCAAAGCUGUAUGCGAAAGACAAGAAUGGCAACAUUGUCCCUUGGAACCCGAAUGAUCAACUUUAUAUCGAUGGAUCAGUAGACAACGACUUACCAAUGAAUAAGCUAUCGGAGCUAUUCAACGUCAACCACUUCAUUGUUUGUCAAGUGAAUCCCCAUGUUAUUCCGUUUUUGCAAAAAUCCAGUGCACCCUCACGAACGCGCAAGGCAGCCAAUUUCUGUAUGCACAUGGCAAAGAUGGAGAUGCAGCAUCGUUGUACACAAUUGACCGAGCUUGGUGUCGCACCUUCAUUCUUCAACAAGGUCCAAUCAAUCAUGUCCCAAAAAUACUCAGGCGAUAUCACUAUUAUACCCGACAUUGGCUACGGUGACUUCCUCAAAGUGCUAUCCAAUCCCACCGAUGAAUCUGUUAUUGAAGCUAUUAUUCGUGGUGAGCAAGCAACAUGGCCAAAAAUAUCCAUUAUCAGGAAUCACCUGCAAAUCGAAUUGACCAUUGAUGCCAUCCUCUAUCGACUACGAUUGAAGCGCCUGGCUGAGUUACCAUAUAACCCCAGCACAAGUACUCCUCUCAGUUCCACUCGUCCUGCACUUGAGAAUCGCGCUGCGUCUCAUUUGGAUAUCCCACGAGCAAGAAUUACACCCGUGGUCAAGGAAGAAGAGCAACGUCGGUCAUUAGAAAUGGAACGUGAAAGGAGAUCCACCAAGAGAGGGCUGGCGAUGACAGCGACAAGUAAAGAUUAG
Messenger RNA from Lichtheimia ornata, 1800 nucleotides. RefSeq lists its product as uncharacterized. Gene Ontology annotation, molecular function: triacylglycerol lipase activity. NCBI's taxonomy places the organism in Eukaryota, Fungi, Mucoromycota, Mucoromycetes, Mucorales, Lichtheimiaceae. The record is from RefSeq and is a predicted model, not a curated record. Bases 1 to 1800 code for a protein of 599 amino acids. The transcript has 13 exons. Gene Ontology annotation, biological process: lipid metabolic process.